Messenger RNA from Mixia osmundae IAM 14324, 825 nucleotides. RefSeq lists its product as uncharacterized. The transcript has 3 exons. Bases 1 to 825 code for a protein of 274 amino acids. NCBI's taxonomy places the organism in Eukaryota, Fungi, Basidiomycota, Mixiomycetes, Mixiales, Mixiaceae. The record is from RefSeq and is a predicted model, not a curated record.
AUGGUAGCUAACAAGCUUGAAGUACUCGGCAUUGAUUCACCGCAAGCAUGCAGCAGUAUACCCACCGGAGAUGGCGAGCUUCAAGCUUUCCUGUCCAAGUUGUACGCCGACGCAGAUAGCCUCAUCGAUACCUCCCCCGCCUUUGCAAGUGCAGAGCCGAGCGAUACUUCGCUCAAGUGCAAAGCUGGCUGGAAGAUUGGCAAGCUGUACUAUGCCAACGAUGAGAAUCCGACUCGUACGGCCAAACGACCCGGUCAGCCGCUGAAUUGGCACUUGCGCUCGUCGUGUCACACCGGGCCGAAACAGUCGUACGAUGACCUUCGAUCUGGCUUGUUCGUCCAGCACACGCCCAAUGAGAAGGAAUAUAUAGAGGGACUGCACAACAUUGAGCGGCUACAAGUCUGGCAGGACGACGUCGUAGAGGCUUGGCUCGUGCAGUACGAGAUCCCACCGCCGACGACGAAUCGCGACUUUUGCAUACUACCCGUUCGCCGUGAGAUCACAGGACAAGAGGCCAACAGCGGCCUGUACAGCACAGAUACAACUACAGUAGCACGCCGUUUUCAAGUCAUCUCUAUCCCCGUCACGCACCCCAAGGGCGCACCCGCACAAGGCUACGUCAGAGCACGAUAUGCCUCCGUCGAAGAUGUUCGCGAACUUGUUCCCACUUCGGGCGACGAACCGAAGAAGCAAGUCGUUUGGACGAUGGCGACGAUGAGCGAUCCUGCAGGGCUGAUCCCUUCGUGGAUCAGCGAGAAAGUCUUACCGAGCAAGAUUGUGGAGGACGUGCCGAGUUGCGUCAAAUGGCUCAAGAAUAGGCAGUAG